UGAGACAAGUGAAGUACCCCAUUACCAAAUCAGAAAAAAAACCCCAACAACAAUGCCGAACAAAGAGAUGGAGGUUGUGAGGAAUCUGGACAUAGAACGUUACAUGGGUCGUUGGUACGAGAUUGCUUCGUUCCCGUCGAUGUUUCAGCCUAAGAACGGAGUGGACACCAGAGCCACCUACACUCUGAACCCGGACGGUACUGUGCAUGUGCUGAACGAAACCUGGAGUGAUGGAAAGAGAGGUUCUAUAGAAGGGACUGCUUAUAAGGCUGAUCCUAAGAGCGAUGAAGCUAAGCUCAAGGUCAGAUUCUAUGUCCCUCCGUUUUUGCCCAUUAUUCCAGUAACUGGAGAUUACUGGGUUCUGUACAUCGACAACGAUUAUCAGCAUGCUCUGAUCGGCCAGCCUAGCAGAAAAUACCUUUGGAUUUUAUCCAGGAGCAACCAUUUGGAUGAAGAGAUAUACAACAUGCUGGUUGAGAAAGCAAGGGAAGUGGGAUAUGAUGUGAGCAAACUGCACAAGACACCACAGAGUGAUCCUCCUCCAGAAUCAGACACCCCUCAAGACAGUAAAGGCAUUUGGUGGCUCAAAUCCAUUCUGGGCAGAUAGAUCCUCAACCAUGUCUUGCUCAUAGGGAACCUUGAUUUAAUCAAACUGUGUUUGCAUGUCUGUAAUAUUUGAAUGGCUUUCUGUAAAUAUGUGAACUUUUGUCUGUUUGAUGCCUCUACUUCUAUUAUGAGUUGAAGGAUUAUUGUUUAGGUGAGAAUCCUGUCUUGUAGUUUUUACUUCUUCAGAAAGCCGUGGGAAUGAGUCCGAUCUUAUCCUCAUCUAAAUGCAGAUGGCGAUGCGACAUUGGUGAUGUGACAAGAAUAUUGUCGCUACUGAUUAUGAGGGGAUAGGAUGCUUUAAUUUUGAGCGUCUAUUUUAUAUCAUUACGUGUAAUGUUGUAUUAAUAUUUAAUUGUUUUUCGUUUGGAUAUCCUGGAUGUCUAUGUAAAGAUAUUUUGAACACUAAUCUUUAAGCAUUUAUUCCCUGGCCCAA
Neltuma alba is the source of this 1039-nucleotide messenger RNA. Its product is annotated as temperature-induced lipocalin-1. The transcript has 2 exons. Gene Ontology annotation, biological process: lipid metabolic process; response to reactive oxygen species. The record is from RefSeq and is a predicted model, not a curated record. The coding region runs from base 53 to 607 and encodes 184 amino acids. Gene Ontology annotation, cellular component: cytoplasm. NCBI's taxonomy places the organism in Eukaryota, Viridiplantae, Streptophyta, Magnoliopsida, Fabales, Fabaceae.